AUGGUGAUGGCGCAGCUCGUGGGCCUGCGAAUGGGGGCCGUGAGCCGGGCUUUCCGUGCCAUGGGUACGCCCUCGGACUACAGCUUCACCUACAGCUUCUACCUGCGCUGCUGCGGGCUCCAUGCGCAGCACGAGCAGCUGGCAAGGGGCUCCUGGAGAAACUCUGGGGUCUUCCGGGCCUUCUUCUUAGGGAAGAAGGUGGAGUGGAAGGGCAAAGUCCGAUGGAGCCAGCAAACCGUCACAGCGGACACGGUGAGCGUCCACAUGAAGCUGCACGAGCACGUCUACGGUGAACCACUGCUUCUCAUGGCAGCACCGGGCAUGCUCGCAAGAGGACCCGCUCUGAGCCCUGGCGCCUGGAUCUUGCCACUUGGUGGCAUCUCCACAAGGCAGCCUCUCCAGUUCACAGAGGAGGAGCAUGGUCCAGCGUCGGACAGUGAAACGGACACAGCCCCGGAAACGGAGGAGGUGGAGUCGUCAUCUGGGGACGAGCGGUGGAACCGACGAGUGGAGUCGGAUGCAUCCGUGCCGCCAUCGCCCACGACCGUCGUGGCUAGCGAGGAGGCCAAGCGGAAGGCGGACGGCAGCCCUGAGACGGACAGUGACCGGGUCUGUGUCAUCUGCCAGGGGUUGCUGGCCUUGGGUGCCCGCUCCGAACCGGAAAACAGCCGGGAGCUCGACCGAGCUCUGUCAGAGCUAUCACAGCGUGAGACAGAGGAGAAGCUGAAGAAACAGCUCGCCACCUUAGAGACCAAGGCCAAAGACCUUGAGGUGGAACGCUCGGAGCUGACGAAGGAGCGAGACCAGCUGGACUUGAAGCUGCGGAAAGCAGAGGCGGAAUGCAGCAGCAAGGAAGCCCGCCUGAAUCGGCUCAUGGAGGAGAGCGACAAGUGGAAGCGAGUUCGGCUCCGGACAUGCCCAAAAAAGCCCAAACCGAUGUUGGGCCCUUGUCGCCAGGCUGCUGCCGCGACUGCGAACGUCCAGGACGCAGAAAGACGAGAGGAGCGCGACCGGGUCGCCUCUGACCGCAAAGAAGUAGACCGCUUGACCGGAGAGAUCAACGCCUUCAAGAAGCAGAUGAAGCUCAUCGAGGUGCUGAAGAGGCAGCGGGCUCACAUGGAGGCGGCGCGCGUCCUGUCCUUCACCGAGGACCCGCUGGGAAAGCAUGCUGUCUGGGUGGCAUGCCGACCGUCGGUACCCGCAGGCCAGGAAAAGGAGCGCAUCGCCCAGUCAGAUUCGAUGGUCGAAGAUGGUCAGUGCACAGCGGCUGGAGUGAUGGGAUCUGGUCGGGUCUUCGUGGUCACCGGCUCCAGUUUCCUGCUGGGUGGCUGGAUAUGUUUGUGCAAGCUUGCUGUCGCUGCUGACACUUGCUCCGUACCAUGCCCAGAGGACUGGCCACCUCCAGUGCCCCAAACAGCUCCGAAGGUGAAGACGGUGAAGCGUGUGCCAGCCGCGUGGCAGCCGCCAGCUGCCGGCGAAUACCUUCCAUUUACGCCAGCCGGUGUUCUCGGCUCCCCAAAGGCUGUGGAGGUUGAGCGCCAGAUCUACACCUUGCUUGGCGGGCGGCUUGCAAGGGAGAAUGCAAUUCCUACGCCUGAGACGCGGGUGAUCGCAGCUGUUUGGCCCGGUAACUUCGUCUGCGCAUAUCCAACUGCUGACGGUGGCCUCAUCGCGUUGUUGUCCUUCGAGAGUAACCCUGAGCGAGAUAAUGGAGCGCUGGUUCUGCUGCCAAAGACCACUCUGUCAGCUGGUGGUGGCAAGCCCAGGCGCUUGAAAAGCUUUCCCGCUGACGUUUUUGCCGGUAAUUUCUUCGUCAAGUCCUGCAACAGCAGCAUUCUGUUGUUGUGCCAAUUCAACUCCAAAUUAUAUCCUGUUGACGAUUGGGACUCUCCGCACAGCUUCGGCAUAAUCCGUGUGAUGCAAGCGAGCGAGUUCGGUCUUCACUGGUUCAAGAACUUCACCGUCGAACCUAACAUGGCUUUGACCGCAAUGACUUCAUGGGGUGAGUGCGGUGUUGCACUGAGCUUCCACAUGUGGCCAAAAGCUCCGCCCAAAGGCCGCAUUCCCGUGUUCAUGCUUCUGGACGAAGGCCUAACUCUUCCAGAGCUGCUGUCUGCCUGCGGUGAGCGCUGGUUGCACAUUGACUCCGAGAUCUUUUCGUCAAACAUGGCGGAGGUGACAUACCUCGUUGAGGUGGAUGGUGGUCUUGCUGGAACGAACCAAACUGCGUUGCUCUUCAUCAGCGGCCAAGACAUCACUCGCGAUGCAGGUCUUACGUUUGCGUGGAAGAUGAAUGUCACCUACUUACUGAAGCUCUCCGACGGAGCUCUCCUUGUUUGUGGGAGCGGGACGCUGAGCGUCUUCGAACCCGGUGCAGUUGCGCGCCUCGAGCAACCCAAACCGGUCGCAGCCAAGUUCACAGCCGACAUCAUCGCUGCCACUGAAAGCGCAGAUUCUGAUAGCGUGGUUAUCUUGUUGGCGACUGGCGUGGCUGUGACUUUGAGUAGACUUGGAUGGAAUCCACGCCGAAGCGAUUCGGUUGGUUCUGCUAGGACUGGCCAUGGGGCUCUCGCGUCUCUUGGUGACUCCACCUUCGCAGUUGCGUAUGCAACGGGCUUGAGACUCCUGAAGCUGUCUCAGCACGGAGCCACGUUGCCCGUGAUGUUUCCAGAGUUGGGCGAACGCAUUCACCGCAUCCACUCCCUGGAUGAAGGGGUAGCGGUGAGCACUGCCAACAACUGGGUUUAUACCUACCGCCCAGCAGACCUUAAGGCAGUGGGUCUGCCAUCGAAGAAGCCAUUCAAGAUCUUCUCCGACGGAUAUCCCAUCACAAUCUUGGAGGUGUCUGAGGACAUUUGGGUUGCACACGUGUUUACGAUGGGGAAGACUAGCUUCACAAUUCAGCUUUAUGACUUCGGCGCAUCCGUAUAUCCUUGGUGCAACCUAACCCCACCUAUCUACGACCGGACCUUCUACGCCAUGAAUUGGGGGUACCAGAUGGCCAGAGGAACCAUCGUAGCUAAAGAUGGCAACGUUGUGGUACUGGGAGCUAGUGGAUACGUUUGGAUUGACCACGACCGGAUGAAGUUUUCGAGUGGUUCCAAGUGCCUCUUGGGCGAACCUGGGUAUCACAUGUCGCACUUUGCAAAGAACCCGUUCACAGGCUUUGCUGACCUUGGUGGCCGUGUGGUUCUCUCCGUCACAUCGUGGAAGGAGCCACCAUGUGCCUGCUUCAAGGACGAGGGCAGCUGGAGAGGUGGUGCCGCAAUCUAUGAAGAAAGCAACCUGAGCAGUGGUGGUUGGCCGUAUCUCAGAGUCGGCCACCACGAGACAACUGGAGCGCUGCCGCUACGCACUGGGGGUUUCUUAUUGACGACAGGCCAGGGAUUGGAGUUCUAUGGGCCCAAGGCCACGCUUCGCGGAGGCGAACCUGAGGCCACUCUCCCGUUCUAUUUUGGCAGCAGCAGUUUCGUCGUCGACACCUGGCCGGGCGGUCAGGACUUGUAUCUUCCCGGGGUGGUGCCUCUAUCCUGGAAGCCAGCCUUGGUGGUUGCUGGAAGUGUCUUGGUUGCGCAGCCAGUGCCCGAAGGAAGAUACUCACCCGACGGCCAGCCGAUGGCUCUGACCUGCCCCAACGGCUGGACGUCGCCGGCAGGCAGUGGCAGUUGCCCUGUCCACACUUGGGCUCUCGUGAACACGGCACCCGUGCUUCUUGCAGCUCUCUGCGUUGCCGUGGGGUGCUGUGCACGACGCUGGCAACGGCUUUUGCACCGCACUGAGGCCUGCUUUGCACUGCUGGCUGCAUGCUUGUCACCAGAUCAGGUCUCUUCUUGGUGCUGCUUGGGGCAUGUCCUUGUGACCUUCUGGGGGUGGCGCCAUGAUGCGGGUGCUGCAGUGCUACAUGCAAUGGCGGUGCCCAUGCUUGCUGCAGCACUCCACGCCGCUUGGCUUCAAGCUCUUGCUUUUCGACAUGGAGGGGCCUUUCAGGACCGGGGCUGUCACGAGGUGCUCACACCUUUUGGUCACCGGGUCUGCGAGACUAAACUCGGUCCAGCCAUCGCGUUUGUCGCCAUCGCUUGUGCAGCUUUGGCCGGCUUGAUCCUCGCGGGAAGCGCCGCGGGUCGAGCGAGCACAACUCGCUGGGUCGAGGCUUCUGCCACGCGGUCCACCCCCCUGCGCGCAGCUGUCGCGAUUUUCACCACCUGGCGCGGCAAACAGCUCAUCGCUGCUGGGAACGCCCUGAUCAGCUUCUGCAUCUUCCUCCACACACAUUUGUCGCUUGGUGAGACUGAUCCCCUGAGGGCCAUCACCUCGGUCUGCACCUCGCUCGGUUUGCUGUCCGUGGUAUGUGGUGUGGUGAAUGCAGCGGCAUGGCAGGGGAGGCUUCCCCUGUGGCCCGAGGACACCCACUUCCGAGUCACGAUUGUGCAGAAACACGUGCUCGUUGCCAUGAAGCUCUGCAUGUUAACCUCUAAGCACCAGACGCCCCUCGGUCCAGAACUCGAGCACCUCUGGCAAUGCCGCCUCCCCUCAGACCUGGCGUUUGUGUUCCGAUCGAAGAACUCCAAAGCGACAGCAGCUUUGCAGUUGUUGAAUGCCGCUGUGCCGCCCGCUGGUUCAGUGUCUUAA
Symbiodinium sp. CCMP2456 is the source of this 4629-nucleotide messenger RNA. NCBI's taxonomy places the organism in Eukaryota, Dinophyceae, Suessiales, Symbiodiniaceae. The record is from the annotation of a GenBank genome assembly.